CAACGCAGUACUCAAGUUCUCAAAGUUCCAUCUCGCUGGCAACCGUUGAACUGGACAAGGAGAGAACGUUCUCUGAGAACCUUCAGCUCAGUCUGUGACUGGUCAAGGAGAGCUCGUGUUGUACCAGGAGUCCAGCAAGGCUUUCAUAUCUCCUACAGUUUCACAGCUACUCCUAAAGAAGGAUGAUCACUGAGCAGACAGCCAACAGCACCCUGCUACUGGGCAAUGGAAGUAAGCCAGAGCCAAGUAUGCUACCAGAGGCUUCUCUACCCCAUAACGACCCCGACCGUGAGAUGGCAACUUAUAUCAUCCGCUGCGUUAUCCCUUCAUUGUAUUUGAUAAUCAUCGUUGUGGGGUUAGUGGGUAACAUCACGCUUGUUAAGAUCUUUAUCACCAACAGUGCUAUGAGAAGUGUCCCAAAUAUCUUCAUUUCCAGCCUGGCAGCCGGAGACCUGUUGCUGCUGGUGACCUGUGUGCCCGUGGACGCUUUUCGCUUCGUCUUUGACGAGUGGAUGCUCGGGGAAGUUUGCUGCAAGCUCAUCCCGGCUAUCCAACUCACCUCAGUUGGGGUGUCUGUCUUCACACUCACUGCACUUAGCGCUGACAGGUAAGAUGUACCCUAGCAGGGUAAAAGUGCUCAUUCCACACUUUUAACUUGGUUCAUAAGAGAUUGCAUCAGCAGUCGUUUCUUUUGUAAAUGUAUUAAUUUUGCCAAUUUACUUUUUUAAUAACCCUUUUCCAUGGUAGAACAGAGAAUUUGAAUCCCCCAACUCCCUUUUUUCAUUGUUUUAGUAUAAAUGAUCUGAUAAGAGAUUUUAUUUGUGCAUAUUUGGUGCUGCUUUAGAUACCCUAAAAAUAAAACUAUUUGAUAAACAGAAGUAAAAAAAUUAUUCUAACGUUAUCCAUAUGUGCAAAUUUCUACACUUUAACAUGUAUUUUAUAUCUUAUACAUCUAUAUAGCUAAAUAAUGCUUUAACCUAAUGCUGUAGAUUUAAUAUGUAUAUUGAUUAUUGGCACUUGAUACCUAUAAGUUCACUUAUAUGUGUGUGGUUAGGUAUGUGUAUGUAUAUAUAGACGUGUUAAAACGUACAAUUAAAACAAUGUUUCAAUUCAAUCAGUGUAGCUGUUUGCCUCUGAAUGGAUAGGAGAACACUUUAGCACUAAUCAGUUAUAUGGUAUUGGAAUUGUAUCAACGUGAUGAUAUUUCCAGUAUUAUAUUAAGAACAAAGUAUUAUAUUAAUUAUAACAUAUAUGCUACUGUUUUCAACAAUUCACAUAUUGAUCUCCUAGCUUAGGUUUCUAUCCCAUCGAGGUUGAUGAUAUUAUCACUGAGCAGUUCAACUGGCAGUAAGUUUAAACUCACUCAGAACACAGCUGAUUGUGAUCUGCACCCACAGAGGUGUAGACAACAAACUCCCUUGCAGUUGGGAAAGGGACAGAGCCAGUAAAGAGGGGCAUUGCCAGGGGAGGCUGACAGGGACUGGAGUCUGGUAUAGUUGUAUUGUUAGUGGCCUGUAAUACUGAAAGUACAACUCUAGUUAUAUAAUUUGUUACAGUGCCACUUUAAUAUACCAUAUUUAGAGUUAAUUUUACAGCAAAUUGGGGGAUGGACAUGGCUAUAGGUGCAUGCUUUUUUAAUGCAGUGGGUUGAAGGGUUAAUAAAGUGUGACUUGGGGUUUAUAAAGAAGGUGUGGAGUUUAUAAAUAUAUGUACAUGUAUAACUGAGUUCAGUCAAAGAUUUGGUGACACAAUAUGAUAAAUUGCACCUCCAAAGGCUUAGGAAUGGACUUAAUCCAAUAUAUAUGUCUGGUUCUAGGAGUGGGUUAAUUCAAUGCAUGAAUAAGGGGCCAUACAACUUAUUUUUAUCACCAAGGAACUCUGCUGCUGGACACCACUGGAUCACCACAUAUUUAACAAUUACCUGCACUGAACCAACAGAGAUUUAGAAGUGGCCUCUGCCAGGCCACAAGGGAUUUCAUGCCCCUGCUCCUCACCCUCUAAUUGCCUUCUAGUUUGCCCCUCAUCCCACUCCCUCCAGAUUGCUCCCCUUCACACUCCAUCCAGGUUUCUUCUCCCCUAACUUGCCCUCUUCCCUCUCCCUCCUGCUUGACUCACUAACUUCCCCACAGCUCCCUUCACAUUGACCAACCUCCAUUACCCCAGCUUAUCAUGCACCCCUGUAGUUUGCCCUCCUUCACUUUUCUUCCAGUGUACUCUCCCUCCUCCCUCAGUCCCUUUUCAUCUUUCUCUCACCCUCCAAGUUUCCCAGCUUAUACUUGCUAUCCCCCUUUCCCCCAAGCUUGCCCAUUUCCUUUCCCUCUCCACCCUCCAUGACUCUCUCCCUCUCUUUCUCUCCUAUCUGUUGCUCAGGAGAAAUGUAA
Messenger RNA from Pelobates cultripes (western spadefoot toad), 2381 nucleotides. Lineage: Eukaryota; Metazoa; Chordata; Amphibia; Anura; Pelobatidae. The record is from the annotation of a GenBank genome assembly.